AAGAUUAUCUCCGCGCGCCUCGUCUCUUUUCUCUUCAGUCCAGCUGCUGCUCUCUGAACAUCACUACACAAACAAGGCAGAUCGUUGCUGCUACUACCUCUAAAGCCCGCGUUUUGCACAUCUAUAAUAUUGUUUUACUAGCGCAAUGGAUUGUCUUAUCGUUCCUAGUGUGUUACCAAACUCUCCAAGAAAAAAACGUGGACAAAUCCAGGUCAUUUUUGGACCAAUGUUUUCUGGAAAGAGCACUGAACUGAUGCGAAGAGUGCGCCGCUUCCAGAUUGCGCAGUACAAGUGCCUGGUGAUCAAGUAUGCCAAAGACACACGCUACUCGGAAAAGGGAAUGGCCACACACGACAAGAAUGUAAUGGAUGCUGUGCCAGCCAACUGCCUGAACGAUUUGCGUUCCCUAGCACUAGACGCCUGCGUCAUCGGAAUUGACGAAGGACAAUUUUUUCCAGACACAGUGGAGUUCUGUGAGGAUAUGGCCAACCGAGGCAAGAUCAUUAUUGUAGCAGCGCUGGAUGGAACCUUCCAGAGAAAGCCAUUUGGGAACAUCCUGAGCCUGGUCCCCCUGGCGGAGAGCGUUGUUAAGCUGAGUGCCGUCUGCAUGAAGUGCUUCAAGGAGGCCGCAUACACCAAGAGGCUUGGUGCAGAGAAAGAGGUGGAGGUGAUCGGUGGUGCGGACAUGUACCACGCUGUGUGCCGCGGUUGCUACGGUGGCCUGGUGAGCAGCGGGAAGGAGAACUGCGGACCCUCCAGGGACGAGACGCCGCCACACAACGUCUCCAGCGGCAAGCAGCUGGACCUUAACGCCCCGCGCAAACUGUUUGCCACCCUGCAGCUCUGAGAACACUAAACCGGUUCAGUACGUUUGCUGACAAAAAUAUAUGAACUGUUUCAUUUUCCAAAAGAGCCUAAAGAAAUAUCGAAGUGUGUACCUGACAAGCUGCAGGGGCAAAGUAACCAAAACUUGUUUGCUUCUUUUGUACCGGACAAGUUUUGGCUUCUUUGCCUCUGCAGUUUGUGAGGUAGGCGUACAAAAUAUAUUUUUUCUGGCCUUGAAAAUGGAACUGUUCGUUCAUAAAGCCCUGAGAGCAGUUGCCUAUGGACCUCAUCAUGGGAAGUCCUGGACAUGGGCAGUCAGAGCAUUACAAUCCAGUUGUUGUGAUGCACCAGGUACAAUAUGAGUGAGAUGAAAUUAUUUGUGUGUGUCUCUGUUGUGAAGUCAGAAUUUGCAAACAAAUGUGGCACUUCCUCUGUAUAUAUGUGUAUGGCUGGGUGUUUGUGGAUUUCUUUUUUGUGUGUGUGUGGGUUUUUUUUUUUUACGCGCGCGUUUUAGUUUUUCACUUUUUUAAUCAAUGUACUGUAGAUGAAAUUCAUCGGCAUUCAGUCUGUACAGAUAUGGUUGUAUGUGUAUACACCAGUUGUAUAACCCAGAUGAUUUGGACUGUGCUAAUUUUAUUAAAUAUUUUAUUUAACUCCGC
Molecule: messenger RNA, 1484 nt
Organism: Engraulis encrasicolus (European anchovy)
Lineage: Eukaryota; Metazoa; Chordata; Actinopteri; Clupeiformes; Engraulidae
Gene: tk1
Product: thymidine kinase 1, soluble
Exons: 7
Coding region: 146-847 (233 amino acids)
Biological process (GO): thymidine metabolic process
Molecular function (GO): thymidine kinase activity; ATP binding
Source: RefSeq, a predicted model, not a curated record